Molecule: messenger RNA, 198 nt
Organism: Macroventuria anomochaeta
Lineage: Eukaryota; Fungi; Ascomycota; Dothideomycetes; Pleosporales; Didymellaceae
Exons: 1
Molecular function (GO): protein binding
Source: RefSeq, a predicted model, not a curated record
GCGAGUACUGGCAGCGCAACGCUAUUGAAAGUUCUCCUAGGCUCAGGGAAAGUCGAUGUCAACUGUUUAGACCACCAUGGGUGGACGUCGCUUUUACGGGCGUCAAGGACAGGGGAUUCAGAAGUUGUUAGGGUGCUGCCGGAAUCUGGCAAGGUCAACGUCAACAUGAAAGACGAGAGCUGGGGCACAGCGCUGUGA